GGGGACUAGCUGCGCGCGCAGCCUGCCGGGCCCCGUUCCCCCACACGUCCUUGUGCCCCAGGAGCGCGCGCGCGGCCGGGGGCACGACCGAAAGCGGCAGCAUGCCAAUCCCAUUUUCAAGGAAGAAUUGCUUCCAGUUACUUUGUAACCUCAAGGUCCCAGCAGCUGGCUUUAAAAACACAGUAAAAAGUGGGCUCAUUUUACAGUCAAUUUCCAAUGAUGUUUAUCAAAAUCUGGCUAUCGAAGACUGGAUUCAUGACCACAUGAAUCUAGAAGGCAGGCCGGUUCUGUUUCUCUGGAGAAAUUCUCCCUCUGUUGUAAUUGGUAGGCAUCAGAACCCUUGGCAGGAAUGUAACCUGAACUUGAUGAGAGAAGCAGGUGUAAAACUGGCUCGAAGAAGAAGCGGAGGAGGAACCGUCUACCAUGAUAUGGGUAAUAUCAACUUGACUUUUUUUACAACCAAGAAAAAGUAUGAUAGGAUGGAAAAUCUAAAAUUAGUUGUCAGGGCUCUGAGUGCCGUCCAACCCCAACUGGAUGUGCAACCUACCAAAAGAUUUGACCUUUUACUUGAUGGACAGUUUAAAAUAUCGGGAACAGCUUCUAAGAUUGGCCGGACUACUGCUUAUCACCAUUGCACUUUGCUAUGUAGUACCAAUAGGACCCUUUUGUCUUCUUUGCUCAAGAGCCCCUACCAAGGGAUCAAGAGCAAUGCCACUGCUAGCAUACCUUCCUUAGUAAAAAAUCUCCUGGAAAGAGAUCCCACCCUGACCUGUGAAGUACUGAUGGAUGCUAUUGCUGCAGAGUAUGCUGCUUGUCAUCAGAUUGACAAACACAUCACCUUAAUAAACCCAACAGACGAGACACUGUUUCCUGGAAUAAACAGCAAAGCCAGAGACCUACAAACCUGGGAGUGGAUCUAUGGCAAAACUCCAAAGUUCAGCAUAAACACUUCCUUCAAUGUGCUCCAUGGACAGUCACACUUGGAAGUUAAAGUAUUCAUAGACAUAAAGAACGGGAGAAUUGAACUCUGUAACAUUGAAGCACCUGAUCACUGGUUGCCCCUGGAAAUAUGUGACAAAUUAAAUUCAAGUUUUAUUGGAAGUAGGUUUUGCCCAAUUGAAACUACUAUGCCAACAAAUAUAUUACAUAGAACAUGUCCAGAAGACGAUGAUCUACACAGCAAAUGGAAUAUUCUCUGUGAAAAUAUUAAGGGAAUAAUGUGAUUCCAAGUAAAUUAGUAUUGACAGUUUCAGUGAGAAAAUAAAAUUUUUCAAUGUAUAUUGUAGGUC
This is a messenger RNA of Hipposideros armiger (great roundleaf bat), 1289 nucleotides long. It is a transcript of the gene LIPT1, whose product is annotated as lipoyltransferase 1. The record is from RefSeq and is a predicted model, not a curated record. Lineage: Eukaryota; Metazoa; Chordata; Mammalia; Chiroptera; Hipposideridae. The transcript is spliced from 2 exons. Gene Ontology annotation, cellular component: mitochondrion; cytoplasm. Gene Ontology annotation, biological process: protein lipoylation. Gene Ontology annotation, molecular function: lipoyltransferase activity. The coding region runs from base 102 to 1223 and encodes 373 amino acids.